Molecule: messenger RNA, 588 nt
Organism: Lathyrus oleraceus (garden pea)
Lineage: Eukaryota; Viridiplantae; Streptophyta; Magnoliopsida; Fabales; Fabaceae
Exons: 1
Coding region: 1-588 (195 amino acids)
Source: RefSeq, a predicted model, not a curated record
AUGAACAAGCGCAAGCUCGAUGAUCCCAAACCAUUAGAAUGCAAUGCGAUUGCUGAAAACAAAUUAGCCAAGAAACAUAAAGAUCCUGGAAGCUUUUCUAUACCAUGUGUUCUAGCAAGACAUGUUAUAGACAAAUCAUUACUGGAUUUUGGAGCAAGCGUAAGUUUGAUGCCUUUAGUAGUUUGUAAAAGAUUAAACAUAGGAGACAUGCAACCAACUAGGAUGUCCCUUCAACUAGCUGAUCGAUCAGUUAAGUACCCGAUAAAUAUAUUAGAAGAUAUCCCAGUUAGAAUUGUACAACUCUAUAUCCCUACUAACUUUGUCGUAAUGGAUAUUAAGGAGGAUGAAGAAAUUCCUAUCCUUCUAGGAAAACCAUUCUUAUCAACUACUGGAACCAUGAUUGAUGUAAAAAGAGGAAAAAUGACUUUCGAAGUAGGUGAAGAGAAGGUAGAGUUUAUCCUAUCCAAAUUUCUAAAAGCACCCACCACAGACGACUCUUUUUAUGCAAUUGAUAUCAUUGAUGAAUGCAUAAGAGAGUUGGAUAAGGAGAAACCUAUCGAAACAAUAAAACUACCCUCGACGCUGUAA